AUGAGCAUAUUAUCGUUGACUUUAAAAAUUUUAAUAUUUUGUGGCGUAUGGAAGCCAAAAUCCUGGACAACGACUUGCAAAAAAAUAAUUUAUGGUACAUAUACUUUUCUCGUGAUAUCGUUCGUACAUUCCUUUCUAUGGUCGCAAAUGAUUGACAUGGUCACUGUCGACAAUAUGAAUGACUUCAUUGAAAGCUCUCAUAUGCUUUUGACAAUGGUGAUCGGUUUUUGUAAAGCAGUGAACAUAUUGAUGGCACGAGAGAAGAUUAUAAAAUUAAUUGAUGCUCUCACUGAUGGAAUAUGUCUUUCUCUUGAUUCCGAAGAGUCGAAGAUUCAAGAGAAAUAUGAUCGGACUAUUCGGGCUAAUACGCUUCAUUAUGCCAUCAUGAUCGAGACGUCAGUUUUAUCGAGCAUUUUAAAUUCCCUUUUAACUGACUUACAAGCGAAAACGUUGCCCUUUAGAGCCUGGAUACCUUACGAUUAUUCUUCCUCAAUCGUUUUUUACUUAACUUACUUUUAUCAAAUGAUAUCGAUGACAGCCUGUUCUCUCUUUCACGUUGCAAUAGAUGCACUGUUCUGUGGAUUUUUAUUACAAAUUUGUUGUCAAAUAGAUAAAUUGAAGUGUCGAUUGAAACGCUUAAACUGUGAUGGUCUCGACGGUCUUCGAAAAUGCAUUCAACAUCAUUAUCAAAUUUAUCAAAUCGCUGAAAAAGUGAACGAAGCUUUUGUUAUGACGAUAUUUUCUCAAUUUUUCAUCAGUUCAAUAGUCCUUUGCUCGAGCAUGUUCGAGCUACUUAAAAAUGAUCUACUGAGUACAGAAUUUAUGGCCCUGAUAAUAUAUUUGUCAACUUUAUUGGUACAAAUUUAUAUUUUUUGUUGGUACGGCAAUGAAGUGAAAUUAAAGAGUAUUCACAUUGCCGUCGCAUUUGCCGAGUCAAAUUGGAUGUCGUUAGAUAAUAGUUCGCAAAAAAUGAUUCUAAUAAUGAUGCAACGUGCAGCAAAUCCCAUCGAAUUUGUUAGCGGAUAUUUUAUUACCGUAAAUCUCGAUACCUUCGUGAACUUGAUCAAAACCUCCUAUUCGGCAUAUAAUGUUCUUCAAAAAGCGCAAUGAACAAUGAGAAAGGCG
Messenger RNA from Vespa mandarinia (Asian giant hornet), 1125 nucleotides. RefSeq names its product odorant receptor Or1-like. The record is from RefSeq and is a predicted model, not a curated record. Gene Ontology annotation, biological process: sensory perception of smell; detection of chemical stimulus involved in sensory perception of smell. Gene Ontology annotation, cellular component: plasma membrane. Lineage: Eukaryota; Metazoa; Arthropoda; Insecta; Hymenoptera; Vespidae. Gene Ontology annotation, molecular function: olfactory receptor activity; odorant binding.